GCCAGCAGCAAGUGUCCAGCUAUCGAGCCAGCGCAGAAAGUGUCCAGCUAUCGAGCCAGCGCAGAAAGUGUCCAGCUAUCGAGCCAGCGCAGAAAGUGUCCAGCUAUCGAGCCAGCGCAGAAAGUGUCCAGGUGGCGGGCCAGCGCAGAAAGUGUCCAGGUGGCGGGCCAGCGCAGAAAGUGUCCAGGUGGCGGGCCAGCGCAGUGUGUGUCCAGGUGGCGGGCCAGCACAGUGUGUGUCCAGGUGGCGAGCCAGCGCAGUGUGUCCAGGUGGCGGGCCAGCACAGUGUGUGUCCAGCUAGCGAGCCAGCUAGUGAGCCAGCAGGACCACGCCGCACGUAGCCGCCGACAUGACGGAUGGAGCGAAAGUUUUCAAGAAAUCCUCUCCCAAUGGAAAGAUCACGGCAUAUCUCACCCGACGGGACUUCGUAGACGACCUCACUCGCACUUGGCCCGUGGAGGGCGUGGUAGUGGUGGACCAUGAGUACCUCCGAGGAAGGAAAGUCUUCGUCAGAGUCUCCAUCUCUUACCGUUAUGGCCGCGAAGAGGAUGAAGUCAUGGGUCUCAACUUCAGCAAGGAGUUUGUGUUGACCAAGUGCGAGGUGAUGCUGAAGAGGGUAGAGGAGAGGAAGGCAGGGGGUACUGUAGCUCGGCUUCUGGAAAAGUUAGGGGCGGAGGCGUGUCCUUUUGCCAUCCUGCUUCCUGAAAAUGCGCCACCAUCGGUUACCUUAGAACCAGGAGCUGAGGGCACGAAAAAGAAGCUCGGAGUCAUCUACGAACUGAUGUUGUACGUUGCCGAGAACGUCGAUGAAGAACCCCACAAGCGAAACUCGGUCAGCUUCGCUGUCCGCAAGAUUCAGCUCGCGCCCAAGAAAUCCAGCGGCCGUCAUCCGCAGAUUCUGGUAAGCAGAGGCUUCACGCUAAACCCCGGCAAGCUGCACUUGGAGGUGUGUCUUGACCGUGACCUGUACUUCUACGGAGAAUCCUUAGAGCCACAAGUCAACAUCAGCAACUUCUCCAAGAAGACUGUGAAGUACAUCGUGGCCCAGGUGGUGCAGCACGUUGAGGUCACCGUCACCAACACACAUUUCAGCCGCAUCGUAGCAUCCAUAGAAUCCCGCGAGGGAUGUCCUAUUAUCCCAGACUCCAGCUUCUCCAGGACUAUUGGCCUAACACCCUUAGCCUUCAGAGCCUUCGGCGUUGCCCUUGAUGGUCAGCUUCAGGACAAGGACGCCGGACUGGCCGCUUCUACAGUGGUCUCGGCCAGGAUGAGUGCCAGCGAUGCUCUGGGUAUUGUAGUGUCGUACUCCCUGCGUGUUAAGCUCAACUGUGGCUCCCUGAGUGGGGAGCUGAUGGCUGAAGUUCCCUUUAAACUUAUGCACCCGGACCCCAUCGACAGCGGUGAUUUCACUGAUAUAUCUCGCUCCGUGGACAGUCUCGAGUUUGAAGAUUUCAGUGUUUUACGACGCGGUAAAUCUGUAUCGGAUGAAAUAGAAUGCUGAUCAAGUAACACUGCAUAAUUUUCACAUUUUAUUCAUUUCCAUCCCGGGUAUGCUAAGAAAGAAAUGAAAGGACGAGUCUUUGGUUUAACAUAGAGUUUUGGUUUAUUUAGGGUUUUGUGUCGAUAAGCAAGUCCAGUGAACAAGCGUAGGUUUGUGAGGCUUACUGAAGUUCGUAUUUUUUAUGGCUUCUAAUAUUAAAACUAUUAAAGAUCUGUUUGCAAGGUUAUUCCCUUUCCUGCCCUCACUGCCCUCUCUUCUCCCUGUCUUCCUACUGGUAUCUCUCCCUCUCUCUUGGUCUCCUUGCUCUCUCUUCUCCCUGCCCUCCUACAGGUAUCCCUCUUUCCUUCUUGGUCUCCCUGCCCUCCUACUGGUAUCCCUCCUUCCCUAAUGGUCUCCCUGCUCUCCCUCCUGGUAUCUCUCCUCUCUCUCUCUUCUUUCCACAAGAUAAACAGAUUAUGUAAUAUUUUUUCUAAUACUUAAUAUUACACCAAAAAUUAAGCUUAUAAACUCA
Messenger RNA from Cherax quadricarinatus, 2012 nucleotides. RefSeq names its product arrestin homolog. Gene Ontology annotation, molecular function: G protein-coupled receptor binding. NCBI's taxonomy places the organism in Eukaryota, Metazoa, Arthropoda, Malacostraca, Decapoda, Parastacidae. Gene Ontology annotation, cellular component: cytoplasm. Gene Ontology annotation, biological process: signal transduction; G protein-coupled receptor internalization. The record is from RefSeq and is a predicted model, not a curated record.